Messenger RNA from Lasiosphaeria miniovina, 1213 nucleotides. RefSeq lists its product as uncharacterized. Bases 244 to 981 code for a protein of 245 amino acids. The transcript has 3 exons. The record is from RefSeq and is a predicted model, not a curated record. NCBI's taxonomy places the organism in Eukaryota, Fungi, Ascomycota, Sordariomycetes, Sordariales, Lasiosphaeriaceae.
GACAUUUCCCCUAAAACAUCUGGUCUGGAGAGAAACAGGUUGUGUAUAAAAAGCGCCGCAUUGGUGUUGCAGACAACCCAAGAUGAUCCAGCUUGAAUUGUUUGACAGACUCAAACUUGAAACCUGGCACAAUUCUCACCCACCCAACACAUUCUCAUCCACCAACACAUACUCACCCACUAACACAUACUCACCCACCAAGACACACAAAUCUCCCUGACCAUACUACAAUACAUCGACACAAUGGGUGCCGCCGUCAGUGCCAUCGCAAAUGCGCUCGACAACAGCAAGGAGAAGGAGGCCCAGGCCAAGGAGCAGCUCGAGCUCAUGAUGAAACUGGCGGACGCCCGGCUCGACACUUUUGAGUCGGAGCUGAAGACCAUGUUCCUGGACCGCGAGUCGGCCCAAAAGACGAGCGUUCCGGGCAGGAGGGCGCUGAGGUUCGAGCGCCAUGUCCAAGUCGACACGGAAACCACGCCCGGAAAAGGCGUCGAGGAUGCAGUUGAUGCCUUCUUUGGCGCAUCCGAGACCGGGUCCAAAGGAGUGCUGGAGGGCUUCAAGAGCGUGGUGAAGACGGGGCUCUCGGCCAUCCUCGGCGAUUCCGGAGCAGGCGAGAGCUACGACAAGAAGUUCUUUGUGUGCAUCAAGCACAAUGCUAUUAUCCGCGUCGACAUGUACACGUACAAGUACAACUUCCGGAACGAGGGCGUCAUCUCCAACCACAAGAACAUCCUCGCCUACAUUCUGUGCAUUUCCGUUGUUGACCACAGGGACGUCACGGUCGACGAGCUCAUCUACCUCGCUUCCGAGUUUGCUGGCGAUGGCAACGUCGGACCCAACAGCGGCUAUGAGCUCUACCUCGAGUCUCUGAUGAAGACGUGGAAUGCCCUCAUCAAUGUCGAGGUUCCCGGGCUGAACCCUGGGAGGAGGCCGAUCGAGUACCCAUCCCUUACGUCUCGUCCUCAGGUGGCGGCUGCGUAAGGUGAUUGUUGGUGGUGGAAUGGUUGAAUUGGGCGGUGAAAGCAAUGAUACACUUGGGGGCUUGGUAUGCCGGGGAGUUUGAACACAUGUUUUUGUUUCGUGCGCGGCUACACGUGGAGCUUAUACUUUCCUUUGUGCCCAGGCAGAUAAGGGAGAGUAGCGACAGUCAGGGGAUUAGUGACAGUCAGGGGAUUAGCGACAGUCAGAGGAUUAGUGACAGUCAGGGGAUUAG